CUCUGUGUAGGUUUCAACAUCGCUGUUGUCUCUUCACUUCAUCAAGAAUAUCUCGACGCAAUCAUUACAACCAUGUCUUACUUACAAGGAUCGUUUGAAGAUCGCUGUCGCACCACAGGUGCACCAAGCCAUCUCUCAUACUUCACAGCAUCCAUCUCUAUCCUACUCCUAGCCACAAAUAUCCCUGGUAACCUCCUCUUAAUCCUCGCUGUCGCUUGCGAUCCUCAUAAAAAUCUCCGGAGCCCCUUCAACUAUCUCAUGUCAAAUUUAGCCAUAGCUGACCUCAUAGUAGGCUUGGUAACUGGACCGUUAUCUGUCAACUACCACAUUAAGGAGGGUCUGUACGGGCAGCUCUCCACAGCAGAGAUCAGACUGUUUCAUAUGAGUUAUUUUAUCUCAUGUACAGCCAGUAUACUCAGUCUUGCGUCUCUCGCAACAGAGAGGUAUUUAGCAAUCAGGAAUCCACAUAACUAUCGAACCAAACUGACAGGCAAGAGAAUCCUUGCAACAGUUAUUUCAGUAUGGCUUAUAGCUCUGUCUUUGCCUUUCAUCUACUUCGAGGUGGGUUUCAUCACAUGUGCUUUUAUCUUGGCUAACACUACUGUGUUUCUAGCCGUGGGGAUAAUGUGUUUCACCUACGGACUCAUGAUAUGGAAGUUUAAGAAAGAUAAAACUCGCUUUCAGAACGUGACGAGGUCGGAACGCGAGAUGGAAAGAAUACAACGAGUCGUCAGUAAUGAUCGUCAUGACAAGAGCCGCCAUCACGUCAGCAGUCGCCAUGACAAGACAGUUCGCAUGGAAACCAGGGUCACGAAGAUGUUUUUGGUUGUCAUGGCAGCGGUGCUCGGUUGCUAUGGACCGUCUGCCAUCUUGAUUUACACAAUGAGUUUCUGUGAAACGUGUAGCUGCGAAUCUUUGCAUUGGUUUAGAGACUUACAAUGUUUGUUGGUCCUCCUAAACUCGUCUGUCAAUUUCUUUUGCUAUGGAUUACGAUCGCCAAGAUUUCGUCAAGCGUUUGUGACGAUAUUGAGGCUGCCAGGGCGCAGGAAGUCGGCAGAAAAAUCUGUGUCAACCUCAACACCUUCCGAGGAAAGUCAAGCCGUGAGAAAUAUCACAUACAAUCAGAAAACUUGUACAGAUGUGUAGACGUUUGCAAGAUGGCGAACAAUUAUUUUGCUGGUGAUGAAGAAUUAUGACGUCACGAAUUAUGACGUCAUACACACAAAUGACGCAUUUUGCGCAUCAUCAUUAAAUAUGUAAAUAGAGUAACAUAUUUUUAUUUUGGGGUUUGAGUUAAUUUUCUUUCAUGUUAAUUUUGCGCUACGAAUUUUGGUAUGGGAAUGCUUUGGCUACGCAGCCCCAUGGCAAAACUUAAAUAUUAUUAAAUAUACACCCCUCCCCCUCACGUAUUCUUUAACGCGUAAAACACAACGGCGUUCACUUAAUGCUGUACUCUGUAUGUUAUUUUCAAAUUUUUCAGUGGUGGAAAUUACUUCUGAAUUAUGACUUAAAACGGAAUAAAUAAACUAAAAAGCGCGCUGCCGGUGAACUUACAAUUAUAUCAAGUUUUAAUGAAAAAAUGGUUUUUCAUCUUACUGACUCAACUGGACAUGCUUGAUGAUACAUUCUUCAUCGACGGCAGAUAAUGAUAGAGUUAUUAUAAAGCAUAGACUUAGUACGGUUCAUUCCAGAGCAUAUUUUACAGUGGGUGGCGGGGACCAAGAUUAGGGCCCAGUGUGGAUUUUGGCCACUCAAGGUAAGGUUAAGGCCCCAGUCCGAUCUAGUGGAGCCUGGGGGGCCAAAUGCCCCUCCUCCCCCAAGUGUAUAUAUGUUAAAAUAUGCCUUGGUUUGUUCAUAUUUUUGUCAGUGUUAAAUAUAGUGAAUAUGAAGGUCUAUAUACGAUAUAUGAUUUGUAGUUCAACAGAUUACGUAAUUCCGGUUGACGUAUAGGAGAGCAAGAUAGAUGAAACUUUAAUAAUAUUAACAUGAAGUUAAUUCCAACUGAACAAACACAUGCAAAGUGAGUUUGCGACAGGAUAACGUAUAUACUAGGUAAGAAAAACAUUUAAUACUUUUUUACUUUAAGUCCAGAGCUGAACACUGCCAGCUAAGCAGGCUAAAUAUUGAAAUGUCUCUCAAAUUGUUACAGGAGCUAGAUGCGCGUUUGUAAGAAAAACAUUUAAUACUUUUUUACUUUAAGUCCAGAGCUGAACACCGCCAGCUAAGCAGGCUAAAUAUUGAUAUUGAAAUAUCUCACAAAUUGUUACAGGAGCUAGAUGCGCGUUUGGGGGCUUUGAUUAUUUCAAUAUAUUAAAACAUAUAUGCAUGGGUAUAAAGAAAUGUAGAAAUAAUGUGUUGUGGUAAUAUCGCUCAACUAUAGAAAGCAAACUUACGGUCUAUUAACAAUAAAAUAUUUUCA
Messenger RNA from Paramuricea clavata, 2419 nucleotides. The record is from the annotation of a GenBank genome assembly. NCBI's taxonomy places the organism in Eukaryota, Metazoa, Cnidaria, Anthozoa, Malacalcyonacea, Plexauridae.